AUGGGUCGGACAAUGAAACAGCCUUCUGGGGAUGUUUUGAUGCCUCCGUCCAAAAAGUAUCCCUUCUGGUUUGGAGGCAGCGCCAGUGCAAUGGCUACCUUGCUCACCCACCCGCUUGACCUAGUCAAAGUCCGUCUCCAGUCAACACUCACGCCAACUCGGCUUUCCAUGGCAGGGAUGACCACUCGUGUCAUCACCAGUGAGGGUUAUGCUGGGCUCUAUGCUGGCUUGAGUGCAGCUCUUCUCAGACAGUUCACCUACUCAACUAUCCGCUUCGGAGUCUAUGAGGAUCUCAAGUCACGCCUAAGUCAUGACUCUGGGAUAGCAUCUCACUCUCCCAUGAUGCUGAUCUGUUUAUCGGCUUUGUCAGGUUUUAUGGGCGGUGUGGCUGGGAACCCAGCAGACAUUGUCAAUGUGCGGAUGCAGUCUGACAUGUCAAGACCAUUGACAGAGCGAAGGAACUACAAACAUGUUUUUGACGGUGUAUUUCGCAUUAUCAGGACUGAGGGAGUAAGUUCUCUGUAUCGUGGAGUAGGCGCCAAUGCCCUUCGCGCAUCUCUCAUGAACUCCUCGCAGCUGGCCUCUUACGAUAUGGCUAAGGCAUCAUGCAUAAAGACAUUUGGGAUGGAUGAUGAUACUAAAACUCAUCUCGUGGCUUCCUUUAUGGCGGGUAUUGUAGCGACAACUGUUUGCUCGCCGGCAGACGUGGUCAAGACUCGCAUUAUGGGCUCAACAAACAGGGAACAUAUAUGGCAGAUCUUGAAACGGUCAACAAUGUCUGAAGGAUCAUUAUGGGUUUUUAAAGGAUGGGUCCCUAGCUUUCUCCGUCUUGGCCCUCAAACUGUCCUCACUUUGCUGAUUCUUGAGCAACACAAGAAGGUGUAUGCCAAGAUGACCAUUUGA
This is a messenger RNA of Fusarium redolens, 903 nucleotides long. RefSeq names its product mitochondrial carrier domain-containing protein. The transcript is spliced from 2 exons. Gene Ontology annotation, molecular function: sulfate transmembrane transporter activity; succinate transmembrane transporter activity; oxaloacetate transmembrane transporter activity. The record is from RefSeq and is a predicted model, not a curated record. Gene Ontology annotation, biological process: oxaloacetate transport; thiosulfate transport; phosphate ion transmembrane transport. The coding region runs from base 1 to 903 and encodes 300 amino acids. Lineage: Eukaryota; Fungi; Ascomycota; Sordariomycetes; Hypocreales; Nectriaceae.